UUCAAGUAUAUAUCAAUGGCAUUCUAUUAUAAAUUAGCAAAAUUAAACUUUCCAUUAUUUUUGAUUUUUGUCUUUCCAAAUUUCCUACCAAAUAUGCUUUACCGUCAUCUGGGAUUGGCGAUGGGUCUUACCGUUGUUGUUGUUGUUUUUUGUUGUGCACUUGGUUUAGCUGCAUAUAUCUGGUUGGAGAAGAGGGGAAAAUCAAGAAAGCACAACGAUGACGUGAUACAAAAUCCUGAUGCGUCGAUGGAUGUUUAUAAAGAAACUGGGCCAAGGAGGUUCUCAUAUAGCGAACUGGUUGAUGCAACAAAUAACUUCGACGAAGGAGGAAAACUUGGGGAGGGAGGAUUCGGAGCUGUAUAUAAAGGGGUUUUGAGUAGCAUGUACGUCGCCGUGAAGAGGAUUUCUGCGGGAUCACAACAAGGAAAAAAGGAAUACCAAUCGGAAAUACGGAUUAUUAGCCAGUUACGGCAUAGAAAUCUUGUUCAACUCAUUGGCUGGUGCCAUGAAAAAAAUGAAUUGCUUCUUGUUUACAAAUUUUUGCCAAACCGAAGCCUUGAUAAGCAUCUAUUUCAAGGAGAAAAGGUUCUAUCUUGGGAACAUAGGUACAAAAUAGCCCUUGGGUUAUCUUCAGCAUUGCUAUAUCUACAUGAAGAAUGGGAACAACAUGUAGAUGUACUUCACAGAGAUAUUAAAUCAAGCAAUAUAAUGUUGGACUGGAAUUUCAAUGCUAAACUAGGGGAUUUUGGUUUAGCAAGGCUCGUUGAUCAUGAUCUAGGUCCUAGGACAACAGUGCUAGCCGGAACCAUGGGUUACAUGGCUCCUGAAUCCUUGAUCACCUAUAAACCAAGCAAACAAUCUGAUAUUUAUAGUUUUGGAGUUGUUGCACUUGAGAUUGCUUGUGGGAGGAAGCCAGUCGUAAGUGUUGGAGCUUCAUUAGUAAUGUGGGUUUGGGAACUCUAUGAAAAUGGAAAAAUCAUUGAAGCGGCCGAUGAGAGAUUAAAUAUGAAUUUCAAUAAACAAGAAAUGGAACGUUUGCUGGUUUUAGGCUUAUGGUGUACUCUUCUUGAUCCAUCAACUAGGCCUUCCACUAGGCAAGUGAUGAAUUCUCUAAAUUUUGGAUCCCCGCUGCCUAAUCUUCCACCCAAGUUCCCUAUCAUGCCAGUAUGUCUUCCAGCAGUACCAUGUUUGCAGCAUGUUCCGUCAUCGGCUGGUCUUACCAAUACACUAGUGGGACCAUAGCAAGUAUUUGUGUUGCAAUCAGUAGCAUGGAUUAGAUUUCUUUUACAUCGUAUGUAUAGGUCUGGACUAUUAUAAUAAUAUGAGUUAUA
Molecule: messenger RNA, 1331 nt
Organism: Papaver somniferum (opium poppy)
Lineage: Eukaryota; Viridiplantae; Streptophyta; Magnoliopsida; Ranunculales; Papaveraceae
Product: L-type lectin-domain containing receptor kinase IX.1-like
Exons: 1
Coding region: 16-1242 (408 amino acids)
Biological process (GO): protein phosphorylation
Cellular component (GO): plasma membrane
Molecular function (GO): ATP binding; protein kinase activity
Source: RefSeq, a predicted model, not a curated record